UGGACCCCGGAAGUUUUGAAUCUGAAAGUUGUUGUCCCGUGGAGCUAAAUUGUUUUCAUUUUUGAUUUUUCCAACUGUAUAUUCUUUAAACUCAUUUCUUCCGAGAAGUCCUCCAGAAUCGGACUUUAAAACCUUCCGCUGUCUUCCGGCUGAGUGAGCAGGCAGCCGGGGACCGCCGCUCUCUGUCCCGCCCGCAGCAGAGCCUCAUGUCCGGCUUCGGCCUGGUCCCGGUGGAUGGCGGGGAUCUGGUCCCGCUGCCGCCGGGUGAGACGGUGCUGGGCCGGGGUCCCUUCCUCGGGAUCAGUGACUCCAGAGUUUCCCGCCGCCACGCUCUGCUGGAGAACCUGGACGGACAGCUGCGACUCAAGCCGACCCACAUCAACCCGUGUUUCCUCCUGUCGUCCCCGAACGAUGACCCCCGACCCCUGGAGAGGGGCUCCUGGCACCGGCUUCACCCCGGAGAUCAGUUCUCUCUGCUGCCGGGUCGCUUCAUCUACCGGGUGGCGCCCAGGUACCCUCCUCCCAGGCGUUGUCAUGGUGAUGGUGGGGCGUCUGUCACUACCAGGAUGAGAAACAGUCAGAAGUUUGAGGAAGAAGACGGAGCUCUUCCUCUUCCUGUCGGGUCCGAUGCGGCAGCUCCUCUGGGUCAGGAACAGACUUCCUGUCCAGACAGGAACCGGCACAGCAGCGAUUUCAGGCAGGAAGUCUCGACUCCACGUCUGGACGGCGUUCAGAGCGAUGAGGCUCCGCCCCCUCCCAGGAGGCGGGUCUUACCUGCCUGGAUGAUGGCGGCUGCUGCGGCUCCAGCCUCCAAAGGCGUGAAGAGGAGUAAACCUGCUGCCUCUCAGGCCCCGCCCACUUUAUCCCCGCCACCUGAGGGGGCGGAGCUCCGUGAGGAAGACGCUGAGAGGCCGAGGAAGAAGAGUCGGGCAAUGAGCAGCGAGGAAGAAAUCCUCCCAACACAAACAGAUGACCUCUGGGAUGAGUCAACCUCCAGAGGUCAGAUCGGACCCAGCAGGUCAGGGGUCAGCUCUGCGCCGUCCCGCAGCGCAGCAGCUGAGAAAUCGCAGCAGGAGGAGAAGAAGACCCGGUCUGGAGUCAGAACCUCUUGUCCCUACGGGAAGGACUGCUACAGGAAGAACCCGCUUCACUUCCAGGAGAGCAGUCACCCUGGAGACGCCGACUACGAGGAAGAGGAGGAGGAGGAGGAAGAGCGACCGGAGUGUCCGUACGGCGCCGUCUGCUACAGGAAGAAUCCUCUCCACCGGAAGCAGUUCAGACACACGGAGCGACCCGUCCCCCGCUCCGCCGACGAUGACCCCGACGAUGACCCCGACGAUGACCCCGACGAUGACCCCGACAGCUUCAUCAGCGACGACUCAGGCGACGACUCGGACUACGAGCCGCAGGACGACCUGCGGCGGCAGAACGAGGCUAAGGCCUUCCUGAGGAAGAGGAGGAGGUAGAGGAGGAAGAUCGGGUCACAUGACCCAUCCGGCUGAAACUCUGAUCACCAGCCUGACGACAGGAAACACUAAAGGAGGGGGGUUUUCAAAUUAAAAGCUGUAGGUGUGGAGCCGGAAGCAGAAAAGGGAAAUAUUUUUAUUUAUUAAUGUUUCUGUUUUUUGUCCAGCAGUUUUAUUUCUGAUGCUUUUAAUGUGAAAACAUCAGGAAAUGUGAAACGAGAAUCAAUCUUUUAUUUUUAAACGGUUUCUUCUUUACUCCACUUUUUAUUUUUAAAUUAAAAGCUAAUGGGUGGGCUUUUAAUUUGAAAAGACAUUUAUUUCAAGAAGAAUCAGCUGAAGCUGUGUGACAUAAUAAUCAUAAGAAAUUUAGUUUAACAUGACUUUUAUUGUGAAAGGUCAGAGUUGAACAAAAUAAACAUUUCCUGACAUUAAGCCUCUAUUUAUUUUUCUUUCACAAUAAAAGUCUUGCUAGAUUUGAUUGGCUUUUAAUGUGAAAAAUGUAAAAAGUUUCUAAAAGUUAAAGUUGGAUGAAGACUCGUAAACUGGACUUCUAUCAUUUUAGUUUUUAUCUUAAAUAAAUCUGGAUUCAUUUUUAUUU
Molecule: messenger RNA, 2064 nt
Organism: Xiphophorus hellerii (green swordtail)
Lineage: Eukaryota; Metazoa; Chordata; Actinopteri; Cyprinodontiformes; Poeciliidae
Gene: aplf
Product: aprataxin and PNKP like factor
Exons: 10
Coding region: 207-1466 (419 amino acids)
Biological process (GO): double-strand break repair
Cellular component (GO): nucleus; site of double-strand break
Molecular function (GO): DNA-(apurinic or apyrimidinic site) endonuclease activity; 3'-5' exonuclease activity; protein binding
Source: RefSeq, a predicted model, not a curated record